AUGACAUCUUUAACCUCCAUCGUCGCCGUUAUCCUCAUCGUCGUUUCUACGAUAUCGUCUGUUGAAGACUUUAUACUACUAAGCCGACUCCGAAUAGCAGCUUUUGUUUCAAAUUCAUUUUUGCCUCGAAUAUACCUCCUGGCGUUCUGCUCAUCUCUCGUCGGGAAACGCAAGACUAUGGAUUCAAAAUCGGCACGCUAUUCGAUGUCUGAACCAUCGGAUUUGGCAUAG
Puccinia triticina is the source of this 231-nucleotide messenger RNA. RefSeq lists its product as uncharacterized. Bases 1 to 231 code for a protein of 76 amino acids. NCBI's taxonomy places the organism in Eukaryota, Fungi, Basidiomycota, Pucciniomycetes, Pucciniales, Pucciniaceae. The record is from RefSeq and is a predicted model, not a curated record. The transcript is spliced from 3 exons.